ACAUUUAGUUUUGGUAGCGUUAAGUUAAUAGUUUUCAAGUGUUAAAAAAAUAAACAUUCGCGCAUUUUCAUUCAGUUAGGCAAAGAAUAAGGAUGACAGCAAGUUUGGCAGCAGCACAAUGUGCUACACCCAGUACGGGUCUGAUGAAUUCUCUGGUUACUUUAUUAGUACAAAGUAUAUUUGCGGCCCAGUGUAAUAUCUCCCGACCAGAGUAUUGGCCAGCAGACUAUGCAGAGACUGCACUGAAAGCGGGCUUGGAAACAUAUGAUUUUGUGGUGGUGGGAGCUGGCACGGCAGGAUCCAUAGUGGCUAGUCGUUUGAGUGAGAAUCCCAAUUGGAAGGUUUUAGUUUUAGAGGCCGGCGGUGAUCCUCCCCAAGAGUCAGAGGUUCCCAAUUUGUUUUUGGCCAUACAACAUACCGAAUUCACAUAUCCUUACCUUGUAGAGCCCAAUGGCCGCUCCUGUAAGGCUUAUAAGGAUAACAAAUGCCAUUGGCCUCGAGGUAAAAUUAUAGGAGGUUCUGGUUCCAUAAAUGCCAUGCUGUAUGUAAGAGGCAAUCGUUUUGAUUAUGAUCGUUGGCUAGAGGAGGGCAACACCGGUUGGGGUUUCAAUGAAGUCUGGCCUUAUUUUGAGAAAUCCAUUAGACCAGUAGGUAAUGAAAGCCAUCCCCAGGGUUAUGUAACAAUUGAUGAAUUUCCCCACUUUGAUGAGGACAUAACUGAUAUGCUCUCGAAAGGCGCCAGUGAAUUGGGAGUACCCACCGUAAAGGAAUUUGCUGAAGGCAGCUAUAUUGGCUAUAGUCAUCUUAAGGGCACUAUAAAAAAUGGCCAUAGAGCCAGUACUGGAAAAGGACAUUUGGCCAAAGUUUCGCAUCGACCUAAUUUAAAGGUUAUCAAAAAUGCUCAAGUAACUAAACUGGAAUUUGAGGAUAAUGGCCAGAAAGUAAAAUCGUUGAAUUUUAUGUUGAACGAUAAAACAACACUGAAGGUCAAUGUUAAACGGGAAGCUAUAUUAUCGGCUGGCACCAUAGACUCUGCCAAAUUGUUAAUGCUAUCGGGCGUGGGUCCUGAGCAGGUGCUGAAACCUCUUAAUAUACCAGUUGUGCAAAAUUUGCCCGUGGGACAAAACCUACAAGAUCAUUUAAUGGUGCAAGUAUUUAUGAAGCUGACGGGUGAGCCCGUUGAUCAAAAACAAGUAUUAGAUAAUAUUUAUCAAUAUUUAAUACACAACAAAGGACCUAUGACCACACAUGGCACUGCCUCCUUUACCGGUUUCAUUAACACCAAACCGGCUGAAAAGUCUGUUUAUCCCGAUAUAGAAUUCCAUAACUUGAUAUUGAGAAGAGGCGACGCCAUGGGUUUGGAAAUAUUUUUAAAUGGUUUGAAUGUAAAGGAGGAGUUGAGGCCCCAACUCAGAGAGACCAUACAAAAUCAUGAGCUUUUAAUUUUCUUCACCAACUUGGCACAUCCCAAAUCCAUGGGGGAUAUUAAAUUGAAAUCCUCCAGCCCCAAAGAUGCACCCUUAAUUAAUGCCGAUUACAUGUCUGUUGCCGAAGAUGUGGAAGUUGUAUUGCGUGCCAUAAAGUAUUUAGAGAAUCUAGAGCAGACACAAGCUUUCCAGCAAAAACAAGCCGAACUUCUGCAUAUACCCAUUGAGGAGUGUGAUCAAUAUACCUUUAAAUCUGAACAAUACUGGAGAUGUUAUGUAACCUACUUUUCGGCCACCUGUUAUCAUCAUGUGGGUACGGUAAAAAUGGGUUCUGAGGCUGAUGUCAAAGCCUGUGUUAAUCCCCGUCUAAAGGUUAAGGGUGUGAAAAAUCUACGUGUCGUUGAUGCUUCAAUCAUGCCUUAUGUUACCAGUGGCAAUACCAAUGCGCCAACAGUUAUGAUUGCCGAAAAGGCCAUAGAUUUGAUCAAAGAAGAUUGGUCGUCCACUGAAGAUCUUGAUGAUCUACAUAAUAAUUAUCAUUAUCACGAAUUGUAGACGUGUCAAGUGUUAUAGUUUUAUAAAUUUAACUUGUUAUUUAUAUGUAUAUUUAAACAGUAGUAGUAUCUAAUAGUUCUUUUAAAUUUGUUUAUUUUUCAUUUUAUCAAGAUGAUAUUAAGGUAAGGGACGUUCAAGUUUAAUUUAAGUGGAGUUCUCUUAUCUGCAUGAGACCCCGAAAAAUAAAAUAAAUAAAAUUUUGUUUUCAA
Calliphora vicina (urban bluebottle blowfly) is the source of this 2191-nucleotide messenger RNA. RefSeq names its product glucose dehydrogenase [FAD, quinone]-like. The transcript is spliced from 2 exons. NCBI's taxonomy places the organism in Eukaryota, Metazoa, Arthropoda, Insecta, Diptera, Calliphoridae. The record is from RefSeq and is a predicted model, not a curated record. The coding region runs from base 93 to 1982 and encodes 629 amino acids. Gene Ontology annotation, molecular function: oxidoreductase activity, acting on CH-OH group of donors; flavin adenine dinucleotide binding.